This is a messenger RNA of Vicia faba (fava bean), 639 nucleotides long. The record is from the annotation of a GenBank genome assembly. NCBI's taxonomy places the organism in Eukaryota, Viridiplantae, Streptophyta, Magnoliopsida, Fabales, Fabaceae.
AUGGAUACCAUUGUUUAUAACCUUCCAUGUUCUAAAUUUCUGUUACAACGUCACCUUCCUCUAACCCUACCGUUUUCGCAUCCCGUCCCUCCUAUCAAACCUGAUGGGAAUAAAUAUAAAUCGAAAGAACCAACUGUAAAAAAUAAGGGUUUUGGGUUUUACUCUUCUGAGUUCCAAGUGAUACACCUUGUGUUUGAAACAAUUGGGUUCUGCAGCGUGAAUGCGAAUGCAGUUAGAAAUAUUUACACUGUUGUUGCAUUUUGUGCUGGUAAUAAGGUAUAUUUGCAAACGACAAAUGAACUAUUUGAGUCUAUUUUUUGGAGAUCCAAAAAAAUGACAGUUUUUGAUGCGGAAUGUUGUAUCGAGGGUAUUAGUAAUAGCACUUUUGUACACAGUAUAUCCUACUGUCCUCCAUUCUUGCUUUUAAAAUUGGACAUUCCUAGGACACUUGAAUAUCUGCAUCAAGCGGCUGCACAUUUUAAAUUUGGCAUGUGCAAUUGGAAUGUUCCAUGCUGGGUGGAUACCCCUGAAGAAUGUGCUUCCUUAAUAGAAGCAAACAUCAAACUAAAGCUUGGAUCUGGAACUUUGAUAGGAGUUCUUAUUCCUCAAGAUAACUCAACAUCUGGACAUAUAAUUUAA